Molecule: messenger RNA, 1830 nt
Organism: Psilocybe cubensis
Lineage: Eukaryota; Fungi; Basidiomycota; Agaricomycetes; Agaricales; Agrocybaceae
Exons: 6
Coding region: 1-1830 (609 amino acids)
Biological process (GO): formation of translation preinitiation complex; translational initiation
Molecular function (GO): translation initiation factor activity
Source: RefSeq, a predicted model, not a curated record
AUGUUCAAGAAACCUCUGAGCAAUCUCAAGACUUCUGCCCCUCUCAGAAGCUCGGAUCGUAGAAAGCUGAAGCAACGGGCUAUCACAAGCUACAGUCUAACGCCGGAAGAGGGUGAUGUCUUGGUGCCAGAUGGGAUUUUAUCUGUGAAGUUUAGCACUCAUGUUGACGAACCUGGCGUUGCAUAUCUGAGUUCCGAUGGAGACCCUCUAUGGUUCACCAUUGGAAAAGGAACUGAAUUGGAUCUGAUUCCAACGAUCUAUACGCUCUGGAAGAAACAAGACCUCCUUCCAUACUUGUCUACGCCGUCAGCUGUUACACCGAUACUGAUUGGAGGAGCCGACUUGAUGAUACCCGGAGUCAUACACUGCCCACCAGCACUUCCACCGCAACAACUUGUCGCCAUUCGGCAGUUCAUUAGGAAAGAUGGACAGCCGUUUAUCUCACCUCCAGUAGCUGUAGGGUGGAUGGCACUUCCAAGUGAUCAGCUUCGGACAGCUGCGAAGGAAAAGGGCAAGGCGGUACACAUCGCACAUACCUGGAAGGAUCAUCUGUGGGAUAUGGGUUCUAAGUCUGACAUCCCAGAUGACACCACCAUUAGUACAGGACCUGGGGAGGAGACAGCAGGAGACUCAAGUGACGGUGAAAACGAAGAUGAGGGCAAAAGUAGCGCUACUCCUCCUCCGCAUAGUGAUGGACCAGUUAGUCCCAGCCCUGAGCCAUCUGUAACAUAUAGCGCCGCAGAAGUGACCGAACUACUCGAUAAAUCCUUACUACAAGCCAUCAAGACAUCACUUCCCGGUUCUUCAUUCCCGAUCCCUGCGACACAAUUCUACUCGAAUUACAUCCUCCCAUCGCGACCUGCUUUCCCCACCCUCAUUGUCUCCCCCGCUGGGUAUAUUCCCUCCUCUUCUCCCAGAAGUGAUGCCCCAACAGUCAUAACAGAUAUCACUAUUAAAACUUCCACUCACAAGUCCCUGACUGCGUUUCUGAAAGUUGCCGAAAAAGCGUCUCUGCUCACUUUGAAGCCGCCACAGAAGAACCAACCUGAUGUACUUGUUACGUCGGUCAACGGGUCUCAUCCAAGUGUCGUUGACCAUGCAUCAUUUGUCACAGUAAAGGAUAUCGAAACAACGGCCGUCAAAAAAGCAGCGCGCGAAGAAAAAGAAAGAGAAAGCCAAGCGCACAAGGAUAUUGAGAUACGAGAGUUAUACAAGCCUCAUCAGACAAGCAUAGAAUUAUUUGAAGGCAUGGGGGCCAGCAAAUCGGAUCUGUAUACAAUUCCUGAAAUUCGAUCGCUAGUCAACAAUUACAUUACCUCCCACAACCUCGUUAAUGCUCGCGAACAGGCAUACAUCAACUUGGACGAGCUGCUGUAUUCUUGUGUGUCGGUGAAGCAAAAGGCAAAGUCAAAGAGCAAAGAAUCGGAGUCCGAAACACCUCAGUUCAUGAAGCGGGACGAGCUCACGAAGAAGAUCAUCGCUAAGAUGCAAAGCUGGUAUGAGAUACGGCCAGAUGGUCGUGAUCCUGUUACAAAGAAAGGGACUUUAACACCUGUUCAAGUCGUAAUGAAAGUCCGCCAGGGCCGUAAAGCAUCGACUCUCAUUACGGGAUUUGAGCCCUUCUUUGUUGAUGCAGAAGAAAUGGCAGAAGACCUCCGUAAAGCUUGCGCUGGUUCUACAUCUGUUUCUCCCAUUCCAGGGAAGCCUGCGGGUGCUGGGCUGGAAGUUUUGGUGCAAGGAAAGCAAUCUACGGCUGUUGUGGAAUAUCUUACCGCGAAAGGUAUUCCGAAGAAAUGGAUCGAGGUUGCCGACCUUUCCGGAAAGAAAUAA